Diaporthe citri is the source of this 1245-nucleotide messenger RNA. RefSeq lists its product as uncharacterized. The coding region runs from base 1 to 1245 and encodes 414 amino acids. The record is from RefSeq and is a predicted model, not a curated record. The transcript is spliced from 2 exons. Lineage: Eukaryota; Fungi; Ascomycota; Sordariomycetes; Diaporthales; Diaporthaceae.
AUGUCGUCGGUAUUUGAUCUUCUCGGAGAGGAGGAUAAUUUGAACGAGCCGGAGCCGAUAUUGAAUCGACUGCCAGCCGUCUAUGGCAUGAUAUUUUCGUUCCUGAUCCUAUCGACACUCUGUGCCAUCUGGCGGCUCUGGAUCCGCCUCUUCGUCACCCGCACACCUGGUUGGGAUGAUGUUUUCGUCGUGCUGGCCGUGCUGUGCAAUAUCGGCCAGGCUGUGGGUUUAUAUCUAGCGAGCGAGCGUGGCUUGGGUCAACACUUCCUUUUGCUCGGCCUCGAUGGUAUGCAGGAGUUUAUUCGAACCUUUUACAUCGCAAACGGGACGUAUCCCAUGUGCAGCACCUUCAUCAAGCUCGCCCUUUUGUUUCAGUAUUUGCGCCUUUUCGGCAAGGGGACCAGACUACGGAUAGUCACAGUCAUCACGAUAAUCGUUGUCUGUUCCUGGGGAUUUGCUUUCACCUUCAUGUCAUGGGUGCCAUGCGUGCCCAUCCGGGGGUACUGGGACUGGAAUAUCCCAGACUCUCAAGUCACACGGUACGGGUUUGGUUCGCAUGACGCCGACACUUUUGUGGCCACCUACCUGACUCACGCCGCAACCAACGUCGCGCUCGAUCUGGUCAUUUUCACGAUUCCCAUUCCUCUGUACUUUGAGAAGGGUGUCCAAACAAGAACACGGUGGGCGCUGUGCGGCCUGUUCGUGCUCGGGGCAAUUGUCAAUGUUUGUUCCAUCUGUCGGCUCGUUUCUAUGGUGAAUAAUCGGGCGGCGACUUUCCCCACCCUGGAUCCAUCUUGGUACGCGUGCGUCCCAGCCGUAUUGUCGGUACUCGAGGUGAAUUUGGCGACGAUCUGUGCGUCACUGCCAGUGUUCUGGCCCGUCAUAAAGGAGAACCUGGGCAGGAUCCUGGUGACCCGGGAAGUCGAUGUCACGCGCGAGACGCGCGACUUCAGUACUAUUAACAACACUUGGGAGGACAGCGACAUGUUCGCGCUGGAGGUGGUACCCUCCAACCUGAAGCCACACCUUGACCAGAGAUACAUGUUGUCGCAUAUCGAUCCGCUCCAGGAGGAGAAGCCGACAACGACAACUGUCAUGGCUGCGGGCCAGCAGGCCAACGGUGGUGCUAGGGGGAACAGAUCGCUUGAUCUGGGCAUGAAUUUUACUUCGAGCUUGUCCGGUCUCGGGUUGCACAGGCCAGUUGUGGAGAAGAGGGAAAGCAAGGAAAUUUUGUUGAAUUCAUGA